AUGGCCUUCACCACAAAAGAGGGAAUUUACCCUUGCCAAAUAAAUACGUCGACCGUUGAGAAAAUUUUACGUUGCUUGAAAAAGAACCCGGAGACUAAACGAAAAAAUGACAACAAUGAGAAACACGGAAAAAAGGUUAAGAACUGCGUUGAAGGUAUCAAGACCGAUGUUACAGACAAAUAUUCGUCGUCGGUGUUCAUUGUGGAUCCAGAUCCAACACAGGCAUCAGAAUUGUUUGUUACUGAGUUGAAGGAAAAGCUGAGGAAAUACAAAGUAGAGUUAACUGAAGGAUGCCUCACGGAAGAACAGCGGAACACAAACGUAUUCACUAUUUUGAUUUGCAAUAAUCAUUCCCGCAUUAAUAGUGAUAUGCAGAAAAGUUUACAUAAAGUAAAAGCGGAACAGUAUGAAAGAACAAUCGUUGUUGUUUUGCACGUGAAGAGAGAAAAACAGCUUCCAAGCAACAGAACAACAAACGAGGUCGAGGUCAAAGAUAGCGAACACAAAGGAACGAGCAUAAAGGCAUUCAUCGAUAUGGCUUAUACGCAAGACGACAAAAUAUAUGAAUGCAAAAUGAACAAAACUGCAUUUGAAGAUCUAGGAAGAAUACUUAACGUUAAUAUGUCAGAAGAUGCGUCCGACAGAGAAACGAAUGGAGGUGACGUUUGAUUUUUCUAAUCAGUUGUUUUAUUACAUUGAAUCAUGCUAGCUUUGGUUACAUGUAGUUGACAUUUCAUCGAUUAUAAUAUCGAUUUCAUCGAUUAUAAUAUCACCAUCGCCUGAAAUUAUUAUUAUUUCGUAAUUACAACAAAAUAACAGUUGUGAUUCAUUUUGAAUU
This is a messenger RNA of Mercenaria mercenaria, 838 nucleotides long. RefSeq lists its product as uncharacterized. The transcript is spliced from 3 exons. Lineage: Eukaryota; Metazoa; Mollusca; Bivalvia; Venerida; Veneridae. The coding region runs from base 1 to 669 and encodes 222 amino acids. The record is from RefSeq and is a predicted model, not a curated record.